CAGCUGGUGAGAUAUUAGCCUUUAUAAUGAGUAGUCAGUACAGGUUUAAAUCCAAGUUUCUGUAAGCUCUAGUUAUUGUCUUAUUGACUGAAUUAAAUUAGUUUUGCACUGUAUGUAAGUGUCGGUAUAAUGAAAUGUUAGCGUGUGGAAAAUGCUCAGUGUUACAGAGAGGUGUUUAUGGUUAAUGAAUACAGUGUCAGGGGUGUUUGGCCUUUAGUAAAACUGACAGCAGUAAAGGAAAGUUGUUGUCUUUGCACUUUUAAAUGCAUUUUUUAUAUUUUUCACCUGUUGCCUUUUAACAAUACUCACAUUCUAUGUUUAUUAUCUGAUGUGACUUCAUAUACAGACUCUGUCGCAAGCCAUAGUCAAAGUGGUUAUCCCAACAGAAAGGUACAUGUUUUUCUUUUUUUAAAUUGGUGUACAAACUUAGAAAAAACAUCCCAUAAUGAAGCUAAAAGUUUGAUCAGUUGAUCACUGCAUGCUACAGGGGGCUGGUCAGUAUGGGUGAGCAAUGGUUGAGGCUAUUGUACAAUGUCAUCAUUAGUAGAUAGAAUAAUACUGACUUGACGAGUUUCUUUUGUACCUUGCUCUUUCACACUCCACCAUCACUCAUUUUUCCUUUUUAUAAAUAUGUAGCAAAAACAUCAUUAUAGUGCUUAUAUAAUGUGCUGUUUGGAGCCAAACAUCAUGACUUUAUUCCAUCACAGUUUCACUCCAUACAUCAACAUUUAAUUGUGUUGUUUUUUUUUCAACUUCAGUGACAUGUUACUCCACAUACACAGUCUGCUGAUUCUAGAUCUGUAGUUGUGAAAUCCUGCUCUCUGACCAUUGCUCACUCAGACCGUCUACCCCCUUGGCCUCUGUCACUACUGGGAGCUCAGUAAAUCUGGCCCCUGCCAACAAAUCCAAACCUGCCAGUAUUAGUCUAUAUAUGACCUUUGACAUUGGCCUUGGUGAGCAGCACAAGUUGAACUGUCUGCAGCAGCGAGGGACCUGAAAAGCCUCAUGGGAUGGAUUGGGAAAGUAUACUGAAUUUUACCCCGCCAUUGGUACGAUCGGCUCCAAUACAAGUAAAUGUGAUCUGUGUUGUCAAAUGAAAGACAUCCUUUGUCUUUUUGGCCAAUUUAGGCUAAUUGUAUGCAGCCUGCACCAUGUAUCUCCCCAAAAUUGUCACAGAAGAACUUUGGUGAUCCCAUUUGCACUGUAUUCAGUCAUUACCAACUCUACCAGUAGAUAACAUGUUUAGUCAAUUUAGGCCAACAAUCCUAUACUGCUUUGGUUCUUCCUCACUUCACAUUGGUCAGGAGAAGAGUGGGAAUUGAAAGGCACUGUAUUGACAGUGUUCAGUUAAUGCAGUGUCUUGUCAAUGUCUCGUUCCUACUUUCCCAAGUUCUUCAGCUUUACUUUUGUGAAGUUCGAAUCUAGGAAGAUUUCAAAGAAAGGGUCCAGGCAGUGCAAUGUAAUUAAAACCUGUUGCUCUGCAGCCUAAAAGGACACAGGCAUGAACUAAUAACAAUUUAGGCAUAAUUUAAAAUAAAUUCUACUGUUACCUGAAUUGUUAGUCUUUUAAAACUUAAUUCUUAAUUAAUGAACGUUUUACUGUUACUUCAUCAGUUGUCAUUUUAAGUUUUGAUUUUUGGCAGCAUUUAUGCAUUGAUGUUGUACAUUGGCUGAGAGGUAUAGUCACAGUUACAUUUAAUUUAUGCCUGGUCACAUGCCACUCUCAGACAGUUAUGUCUCACAUCGUCCUUCUCAGUUGAUGCGUAAUAAAUAUGUUAUUGUAUAUCUUUGGCUGAGUCAUUUAGGUGACAUCUUCUGUCAGGUACCUUUUUUAUAGCAAGUAUUACCAUGGCAGCGCAUUACUCAGUUACAGCCUACUGUGCGUGACAACUGCAGUUCCGCCCUGUAACAUUUGUUAAACAUUCAUCGUGUCUGUGAAGAGACAACUGUUCUGAGUGUCAAACCACCAAGCAUAAAUUAAAUGAAGAGACAGGCUUAUGGUAGUGGUCAAGGGUCCGGCCAGUCUGAAUCCGUUUGCUUUAACUGUGUUUUUCUUGUAGGAAUUUGCUCUCUCUCAUCCACCGAAUGAUCGAGUUUGUGGUGCGUGAAGGCCCAAUGUUUGAAGCCAUGAUCAUGAACAGAGAAAUCAACAACCCCAUGUACAGGUUUCUAUUUGAGAACCAGAGCCCAGCACAUGUAUACUACCGAUGGAAGCUCUACUCCAUACUACAGGGUGAAGCACCAGCUAAAUGGCGAACAGAUGACUUCAGGAUGUUUAAGAAUGGCUCUUUGUGGCGUCCUCCUCCUCUUAAUCCAUACCUCCAUGGGCCUUAUGAUGAUGGUGAGGAAGAGGAGGAAGAGGAGGACGGCACCAAGAAAGGCUGCCUAAAAGAAGAAGAGCGGGACAAACUAGAGGAGAUGCUGCGUGGUUUGACGCCCAGGAGGGGAGACAUAGCAGAAGCCAUGUUGUUUUGUCUCAGCCACGCCGAAGCAGCUGAAGAGAUUGUGGAGUGUGUCACAGAGUCUCUCUCCAUCCUCAAGACCCCUCUUCCCAAGAAGAUUGCACGGUUAUAUCUGGUUUCUGAUGUGCUGUACAACUCUUCUGCCAAAGUAACCAAUGCGUCUUACUACAGAAAAUAUUUUGAGGCAAAGCUCUGCCAGAUUUUCUCAGACCUCAAUGCGACAUACAAAGCGAUACAGGGUCACCUUCAGAGUGAGAACUUUAAGCAAAGGGUUAUGUCAUGUUUCCGGGCAUGGGAGGACUGGGCUGUGUACCCAGACCCCUUCCUUAUCAAGCUGCAGAACAUCUUCCUGGGUCUAGUUAAUAUCUCUGCAGAGAAGGAACCUGUUGCUGUCGUUGUGGAGAAUUUCUUUGUGCCGGUUUUGUCCCAGGCUGAGCCAGCAGAGGACAUUGAUGGGGCUCCAAUAGGGGAGUAUGUAGAUGGCACUCCGCUGGAGGAUGUGGAUGGGGUGCCAAUUGACGCAGGGCCCAUUGAUGGAGCUCCAAUUGACGGAGCCCCCCUGGAUGACCUAGAUGGGGUUCCUAUCAAGCCCAUGGAAGAAGACAUAGAUGGAAUACCUUUGGAUCAGUCCAAGGAGGCAACGUUCAAGGUAGCACCCUCGAAAUGGGAAGCAGUGGAUGAGGCAGAGUUAGAAGCUCAAGCUGUGACAACAUCAAAAUGGGAGAUGUUUGAGCAGCCAGAAGAAACAAAAAAGGAUGACGAGGACAGUGAUUAUGAUGACAGGAGCCCUCGCUCAGAAGAUAAUCAAAGCUACUCCAACCCCAUCAGAGAUGACUCGGAUAUUAAGGCCAAGAUGUCUGAGAUGAAUGAGGAAAAACGCACCAAGCUCAGAGAGAUAGAGGUUAAAGUCAUGAAGUUCCAGGAUGAGCUGGAGUCUGGGAAAAGGCCCAAGAAGCCUGGGCAGAGUUUUCAGGAGCAAGUGGAGCACUACAGGGACAAACUACUACAAAAGGAAAAAGAAAAGGAGAAACUUGAACGAGAAAAAGAAAGGGAGAAGAAAGAGAAGGAAAAGGCUGAGGCACGGUUGAAAGACUUGAAGAAGGAAAAAGAAAAGGAGGACACACCAACCAGGAAAGAGAGGAAGCGGCGUCACAGUGGGUCACCCAGCCCAACGCGGAGUAGCAGCAGACGAGGCCGAUCAUCGUCACCCCGUUCCGAGCGGUCAGAAAGAUCAGAACGCUCCGACCGCUCAUUCUCUAAAGACACAUCUUCCCGUUCUUCGCAUAAAGACUCUCCACGAUCUAGCAACAAAAAGUCCUCCAAGAGGUCUCCCUCACCUCGCACACCCAAAAGAUCCAGGAGGUCGCGCUCCAGGACGCCCAAGAAAUCAGCUAAGAAGUCUCGCUCCAAAUCAAGGUCACCUCACCGGUCUCACAAAAAAUCAAAGAAGAGCAAACACUGACACGUCUUUUCCCUCAACCUCCAAACCAGCCUAUUCUCCUCCCUCCCCAUUCUUCCCUUUUCUGCGCCGUGUUGUAUAAAAGAUUGACUGAUUUGGCAGCUGAACAUCUCUGCCCAAAUGUUGAUGUAUAGACAAUGAUGAGUGGAGGGUGUUGCAUGGGUUACCAUCUGGUGUAUCAAAUGGAUGGGGCCAUUGCUGUUUUAUAUUGUACAAAAAAAUAAUGUGCUUGUGUGUCCUGAUUCCCCAUCACCUCCCAAUGGAAUUCAUCCAUGUGGUAGACCACACCCGUACAGAGUGUGAUGACAAUAGUCAUAUUCAUGCUGUCAUUUUCUGUUUUUGUAGUUCACAUUAAAAAGAAUUCCUAAUAAACAAGUGUCAUUUUUAAAUCAAACAA
Messenger RNA from Dicentrarchus labrax (European seabass), 4318 nucleotides. It is a transcript of the gene u2surp, whose product is annotated as U2 snRNP-associated SURP domain containing. Gene Ontology annotation, molecular function: RNA binding. Gene Ontology annotation, biological process: RNA processing. Lineage: Eukaryota; Metazoa; Chordata; Actinopteri; Moronidae. The transcript is spliced from 15 exons. The record is from RefSeq and is a predicted model, not a curated record. Gene Ontology annotation, cellular component: nucleus. Bases 2086 to 3924 code for a protein of 612 amino acids.